CCGCUGCCAGUCGAUCUUCCGCUGCCAAUGGCGAGGCGGCUGCGCGCUGACGCGUUGCGUGCCGUGCGCGCUGACGUUGCGCGGUGGGCUACGGUACGGGCGCCUCGGUGUGAGGCUGGCGGGGCCGAGGCCGGGGCCGGACGGGCCGCAGAGACGGGAUCUCCAAGGCAGUCUGCUUAGAGGAGAGCCCUGCAAAAGGAUCUAGACGGAGAAAGAUCUUUUGGGACAGUCCCCCCAUGUGAUCCCAGCUUCACUGGCAGCAGGAUUUGCAUUCCAGGUCGUGCCCUCCUCCACCCCCGGGCCAAACCGUAGGACUUAAAGCUGAAACCAUGUGAGGGGGUUUCCCUUGCUCCCCCCUCUCCCCUGACCCCUUUCCCUCCCCUCCCCCAGCCUUGGGCGUGUCGCUGCCGAGCCACGUUGACGCGCCUGCCACCAUGAUGUUCCGGGAUCAGGUGGGAAUCCUGGCCGGCUGGUUCAAAGGCUGGAAUGAAUGUGAGCAGACGGUGGCUCUGCUCUCCCUCCUCAAGCGCGUCACUCGCACCCAAGCCCGCUUCCUGCAGCUGUGCCUGGAGCACUCGCUGGCCGACUGCACCGAGAUCCACAUCGUGGAGUCGGAGGCCAACAGCGCAGCUGUCAUCAGCCAAUGGCACCAGGAAUCGAAGGACAAGGUGGUCUCCCUGCUCCUGUCUCACCUGCCCCUGCUGCAGCCUGGCAACACAGAAGCCAAGUCCGAAUACAUGAAGCUAUUGCAGAAGGUCCUGGCCUACUCCAUCGAGAGCAACCUGUUCAUCGAGGAAAGCCGGCAGCUGCUGUCCUACGCCCUCAUCCACCCGGCCACCACGCUGGACGAUCGCAACUCCCUGGCCCUGUGGCUCAACCACCUCGAGGAACGCCUGUCUAGCGGCUACUCCGGCCAGGGCAGGGGCCGGCCCGACACUGCCUACCACUCGCGCCAGGGCUCGGACGAGUGGCAGGGCCCAGGGGACUCGGGCAUGGGGGAGCUGGGACACGGCUGGCAGGAGAAGCUGCCCCGCGAAAACGGACACUUGCCUUUCCACUCCUCUAGCUCGGUGCCCUCGGCCAUCAACAGCAUCGGAAGCAAUGCAAAUGCAGCUCUGCCCUGCCAAAUCCACCCCAGCCCGCUCAAGCGCUCCAUGUCCCUCAUCCCCACCAGCCCGCAGGCCCCCGGCGAGUGGAUGAGCCCCGACGAGCUUUGCGCCCGGCAGGCGUUCAUCCCGGGGGACCACGCGCCCCUGUCCCCCCAGAGCAGCGUGGCCUCCUCGGGCAGCGAACAGACGGAGGAGCAGAUGGGCAGCCGUAACACCUUCCAGGAGGAUGGCAGUGGCAUGAAAGACGUCCCCUCGUGGCUGAAGAGCCUUCGUCUGCACAAGUACGCAGCCCUCUUCUCCCAGAUGACGUAUGAAGAGAUGAUGACCCUCACGGAGCAGCAUCUGGAGUCCCAGAACGUGACCAAAGGAGCCAGACACAAAAUUGCCUUGAGCAUCCAGAAGCUACGGGAGAGGCAGAGUGUUCUCAAGUCUCUGGAGAAGGACAUCCUAGAAGGAGGGAACCUGUGGAACGCGCUCCAGGAGCUCCAGCAGAUAAUCAUCACGCCCAUCAAAGCAUACAGCUCCCUCCAGGCCAUGGCCGCGCCCAAGGAGGGGCAGCAGGCGGUGCCCGAGCGCCACGGAGCCCCCAGGCCGGGCCUGGACAAAGCCACCAACGGGGCAGAGGACAAGGAGCCUGCAGUGGACGGCUUCUCGUCCCAGACGGCCUCCCCCUGUGACGGGGAGUCGGCCACGGCACCCAUCGCGGAAGGGGACAUCCCGGGGCAGUUCACCCGGGUGAUGGGGAAAGUGUGCACGCAGCUGCUCGUCUCCCGGCCCGACGAGGAGAACAUCACCAGUUACCUCCAGCUCAUCGAGAAGUGCCUGACUCACGAGGCAUUCACGGAGACGCAGAAGAAGAGGCUGUUGUCCUGGAAGCAGCAGGUGCUGAAGCUGUUGCGAGCGUUCCCCCGGAAGGCCGUGCUCGACAUGCAAGGGUACCGCCAGCAGAAAGGGUGGGCUUUUGGUUCCAACUCUCUCCCCAUAGCUGGAUCUGUGGGGGUGGGCGUCGCGCGCAGAGGGCAGCGGCCGUUCCAGAUGCCCCCUCGAGCCAUGCCCCCGAGCCGCUUGGGGCUGCUGAGUCCGGCGGGGAUUGGAGGGGUCUUGCCCCGGCAUGCACUUACCAGCCCCAUCGGGAGCCAGGGACGACAGAAUCUGUGGUUCGCCAAUCCCGGGGGCAGCAACAGCAUGCCCGGCCAGAGCCGCAGCUCGGUCCAGCGCACCCAUUCGCUACCCGUCCACACGUCCCCGCAGGCCAUCAUCAUGUUCCCCCAGGAUUGCCAGAUCCCCGGAACAGACCUGGAGAUCAACCCCACGCUGGAGUCGCUGUGCCUGAGCAUGACGGAGCACGCGCUGGGCGAUGGCACCGACAAGACCUCCACCAUCUGACCAGCCUCGGGGAUCCGUGGUUCCUGAGACGCUUUAGGGGGUUCUCUUUAUUUUUUUGGGGGGUGCUUAAAGGGGUGGUUGAAUCUUCCACCCCACACCCCUCCUCCCACCCUCCCCCAGCGUUUACCAUCAACUCCGCCACGGUGGGGGGGUUGGAAGAAGCUCUCACUACAAUCUUACCAUCUUAUACGUUCUAAUAUUUUUCUACUUUAUUAUUACUUUAACUAUGGUUUAAUACUGAGUUGCAUCCUGUAACUCCCAGGGUAACGAAGCCAGAAGCAGCAGGAUCUUGGGUCACGCAUGUGUGUGUGUGUCUCCUCCCGCCCCCCUCUUUCCCCUCUCCCCCCCGGCCCAUCCUUUCUCAGCAUGGGGAAAAAGAGAGCUCCUGAGAGGGAGGAGUGGAGAAGGGGAGAUAAAGCGCAUCUCUGAUUCACUUUCCUUCCCACCCCACCCCUCCCCGGGGCAGUACGGCCGCUCUUGGCCGAUGCCGGUUGCCACGAAAGGCACCGGGGGGCUAACCUGGCGAGCUGGUUUCUUCUGGGUUAGCCCCCCCACCUGCUUUUCGCACCUGAUCCCUGCGAUGGGGGGAAACACCUCCACAGAUGGGGGCCGAGAACUCUUCUGGAACUGUUAAGUGCCUGUAACUCCCCACCCCACCCCCGUGACUACUUGGGGGCGUGGCCUUUGAAGGAGGGCCACGCCCUCCCCCACAAGAGGGUGGCUGGGGGCGUGGCCUUUGAGGGGGUCCGUGCCCUCCCCCCUAGGGCAAGUGGUGGAUUCAGGGAAAGAAGCCACGCCUCAGAGAAGGGGUGUUGGGCCGGGCUGAAGAGUGGGGGUGGGGGGUGAUGGGGAUACCCGGGGGGGGGAGGGGUUGGCGCAUUGGAGGGUAUUUAACCCUUUGGGCGUCUUCUCCUGGGGUGCAUCCCCCCCCGGAGGGGAUUAUAAAGCAUACGUGAUUGGAGCAUUAGAAGGUUGCUGGGUGUUGGUUUGGCUGCAUCUGGGGCCCUCGAGAGUCAGCUCGGUUGACGGGUUUGUCCCCCCCUUCCCCCCCGUGUGUGCCCCCGGCAGAGACUGGGAAGGCUCCGCCCACACAGGGCAGACCCGCCCGGAUGAAUUGGCGGCUCUGCCUGUGGGUCGCCUCUCCCUGCCCGGAGCUCGUCUGCAUUGGCAGCGCCGUCAGGCCACGCUCAGACAGCCGGGUUAGAGCGCCCCUUCCUGGCCAGGGGCCGCAGUGCAGGGCUCUCACGCUGCUAAUGAACUGAGAAAGGGCUGUGACGCGGGGGGUUGUUUCCAAGCCCCUUUGGGAUGGUCUGGAAGACACACACCCCCCCCCCCAGGUUUGGGGGUGGCGGGGACAGAGCUGUUCCUUACAUGCCUUGAUGGGGGUGUGAGGGGAGAUGAGGAUUGAGUCCUGUGAUCUGGGUGGGGGGGGGGGCGCUCAGGCAGGAGCGAGCCCUCCCCUAAGCCCCAAGCUUUGUGUGUGCGUGUGCAUGUUUGUAAAACAGAAAACACUACAUGGGCUGGGGGGUGGGAGGAGCCUGCAGGCAAGGGGUGUGGCUUUUACCCAGCCCAACCCCCAUUUUGAUUGGAUUAACCUAUUUUUUUUCCUUCUGAUUUGUGACUCAUUUUUUUUAAAAAAGCAAAUAGAUUUAAAAGCUUCCAAAUUUUCCCUCCCCCGAGCUCCGUUCCCACGAGGCUCCGAAGGGUGCGGGCCCAGCUGCGGGAAAGGGGCCCCCAUCUCUCCACCACCUUGCGCCGUCACUGAUAACUGGGCAACGGGAGGUGCAAAUGACGCCGUUUCAAUGGGGGAGUGGCACUGGCGCAAAGGACUGCGCCAGGCGGAGAACCAGGGUCGCCCCGAGACUUGUAUCUUCAGGCGUUCAGGGGCAGCGGAGGGGGAAUCUGGGGUGAGGGUCACACUAGGGAUUUGAGGGGGGCAGGGGAGGACUGGACUUUGCAAGAGCCCCAUGGAUUUAUUUUUGGGGGGGGGAGAGGGGAACAGGGUCCUGCCCAGACCUAGGUACAAUUUUGUCUUUUCCCAGAAAGACGCCCUGGGACAAAAGUCCCUUGUCUCCCCAGAUCUCUCUGCUGCGUGGGGGGAGACGCAUGCCCCCAAAGUAGAUGACCCCCACAGGCUGAGCCCCUCCCAUUGGUACAAAAGAAAUUCCCACCCCACCCCCCAGACCUGUUUAAAUGUUAAAGGCCUUUCCAAAGUAUAUACCGCAUAGUAGUGUGUACAAAAAACAACCCCCCUGACCUAUUUCUACAGUAGAGCGACAAGGUUCCUGUUUCAGAUAGAAAUGUUAUUUUAGAUACAUUUUAUUAUGAAUAACUUUUGUUAUGACUAUGGCUGGUAACCAUGAAUACGUUAUUAAAAAACAAAACGGAAAAAAAAAUUUUACAAAAAAAAAAAACCAAAAACCAAACCCGGCAGCCCGUGUUCGCUGGCUCUUUGUCUCGCUGCGCCCCGCCUCUCGCUGUCUGACCGUGUGAAAGAACCUGCCCCCAAACCAAAUACGAGACCUCCCCGUGGAAACCCCCCAAAACCCUCUCUGAUAAAGUUGUACUUAUUUUGUAA
Molecule: messenger RNA, 5073 nt
Organism: Chrysemys picta bellii (western painted turtle)
Lineage: Eukaryota; Metazoa; Chordata; Testudines; Emydidae
Source: RefSeq, a predicted model, not a curated record